Petromyzon marinus (sea lamprey) is the source of this 2411-nucleotide messenger RNA. RefSeq names its product keratin, type I cytoskeletal 18-like. Gene Ontology annotation, cellular component: cytoskeleton. The record is from RefSeq and is a predicted model, not a curated record. NCBI's taxonomy places the organism in Eukaryota, Metazoa, Chordata, Hyperoartia, Petromyzontiformes, Petromyzontidae. Gene Ontology annotation, molecular function: structural molecule activity.
AUGUCGUGCUCCGUGCGCAGCUGCCUGGCCCCUGGCCGCGGCUUCUCCUCCCGCUCGGUUGGCGUCACCUCACGCCCCUUCCGCUCGGGAUUCACCGCGUGGAGCUCGGCCGGUGGCUCCGCGCUCGGCGGUCUCGGAGGAGCCCGCAGCGCCUUCUGCUACCCGAGCCGGGGAGCUCCCUGCCGACCCCGCAUGCGCGCUCCCACGCCCUGCAUGCCCACCGUGCCCUGCGGGCCCCUGUUCGGGCCCUGCGGGCCGCUCACGGCCGCCGCGGCGCCCUGCGGGGUCCUGCUGACCAACGAGAAGGAGGCGCUGCAGGACCUGAACGAGAGGCUGGCGGGUUACCUGGACAAGGUGCGCUACCUGGAGCAGGCCAACCAGGAGCUCGAGUGUAAGAUCAAGGAGUUCCGCGCCAACAGCUGCAUCGCUGAGCAGCAGUGGGAGCCCUGCAUGGGCAACAUCGAAGAGCUCAUGGGACAGGUGGAGGUGGCCACGCUGGAGAACACGCGACUCGUCCUGGAGAUCGACAACGCGCGACUCGCGUCCGAGGACUUCCGCGUCAAGUGGGAGGCUGAGUCGGCGCUGCGCGAGACGGUGGAGGCCGAUGCCCACGAGCUGCGCCGCCUCUCGGCCGAGUACUGCGCGUGCCGCAACCAGCUGGCGUGCGAGCAGAACGUCCUGCAGGGAGAGAUCCACACGCUCAAGAGCCACCACCGCGGGGAGAUGGAGUCGCUCCGCAUGGACUACAGUAGCUCGACCACUAAGGUGGAGAUGGACAACUCCCCUGGGGCCGACACGGCCGGUAUCAUCAGCGAGAUCCGCGCGCAGUACGAGACCAUGAUUCACAACAACCGCCACGAGGCCGAGUGCAUGCUGCAAAGCAAGCUGGAGGCUGCCGAGGCAUCCGCCGUGCACUCCCACGGGGAGCUGGCGGCCGCUAAGAACCAGGCACAUCACCUGCGCCAACAGUACCAGACGAUGGAGGUGGAGAUGGAGUCACUCCGCAGCGCGAACGCCACGCUGGAGGACAAUCUGGCGGAGACGGAGGAGCGCUUCAGCGUGGAGGUGCGUAGCCUGGCCGAGGUUCUUUCGCGCCUGGAGGCCGAGUACUCGGACGUGCGCGCCAACGUGGAGCGCCAGCUGCACGAGUACGAGUCGCUGCUCAACAUCAAGAUGGGUCUCGAGAUGGAGAUCUCCACCUACAAGUGUCUCAUCGAGGGCGAGGACUCGAGGCUGAGCAGUGAGGUUCGCUGUAACCCUGCGUGCUGCGGCUCCAGCAGAGUCUGCACCUCGCUCCCCAUGCCUUGCGGCAGCGACCCGUGCAGCCUGAACGUGUGCUCCUCCGGGCCCGUGUGCACUAUGCCCUGUCUGAAGUGAGCAGUCCCCGACCCACACCCACCCCCCACCUCCCCUUACUGGGGGGGGGGUCCACAAGAGGGGUCCCACGCGGGACCCCACACACAGAGAGUGAGAGACGCACACAGGAGGGACACGGUGGCGGGGGGGGGGGGCGGUGAGCGCUCGGCCGCACAGCUGACGAACAGCCCCCCACGGCCCCGACCAACCACGUGGAGGGGGUGGGCUACUCACGCAUCACCCUGACGCCGUGGGGCCUUGUCACACCCUGGCCCCAAAGGGACCACUCAUAUCGUGACCCCACGGGGCCCGCUCAUACCGUGACCCCACGGGGCCCGCUCAAACCGUGACCCCAUAGGGCCCACUCAUACCGUGACCCCACAGGGCCCAAUCAUACCGUGACCCCACGGGGCCCGCUCAUACCGUGACCCCAUAGGGCCCACUCAUACCGUGACCCUACAGGGCCCACUCAUACCGUGACCCUACAGGGCCCAAUCAUACCGUGACCCCACGGGGCCCACUCACACCCUGACCCCAUAGGGCCCAAUCAUACCGUGACCCCACGGGGCCCGCUCACACCCUGACCCCAUAGGGCCCAAUCAUACCGUGACCCCACGGGGCCCGCUCACACCACUGACCCCACAGGGCCCACUCAUACCGUGACCCCACAGGGCCCACUCAUACCUUGACCCCACAGGGCUCACUCAUACCGUGGGACCCCACUCACACCACUGACCCCACAGGGCCCUCUCAUACCGUGACCCCACUAACACCCACUCCGAGCCCAGCAAUCGGCUCAGCCGUGACUGCCCCGUGACGCCGGUUCCGCUGACGCAGCAGCCCCGGCUGCGCGCAGACCUCCGCUCUCGUCCGCCCGUGUUGGUGGGCGCCCUCAUUUCACCUCGUUACCCCCCCCCCCUCCCCCCCGGUGUAACGAGGUGUCACGUGGGGCAACCUCGUCAGCCUCACCUCACCUCGCUUCCACCACCCACCCACCCACACAGCGUCUCUCUGUGUUUCUGUCCUCUUGACUCAAAUAAAACUCCUGCUGCAAA